Molecule: messenger RNA, 882 nt
Organism: Didymosphaeria variabile
Lineage: Eukaryota; Fungi; Ascomycota; Dothideomycetes; Pleosporales; Didymosphaeriaceae
Exons: 2
Coding region: 1-882 (293 amino acids)
Biological process (GO): carbohydrate metabolic process
Molecular function (GO): hydrolase activity, hydrolyzing O-glycosyl compounds
Source: RefSeq, a predicted model, not a curated record
AUGACUUUAGCUCUUACCAACGAGGACGGAACCUGGUAUUCAUUCGGCACCGGGAACGGAAAAGAUUUUCAAGGCGCGAAAACAUCCGACUUCACGAAGGGCUGGACGAGACUCACGUCCAAGCCGAUCUUAGCGAUUAAUGAAGCAACAUGGGCCGGCCAGAUGGAGAGCGGCUCCUCCGGUCUCUGGGCGCCCGACGUGAUGCGAAGAACAGAUGGAAAAUACGUAAUGUACUUCGCCGCGCAGGAUAAACUAAAGAUCAGCCAACACUGCAUCGGCGGCGCCAUCAGCGACACCAUCGCCGGCGUCUACCACCCUGUAAACGAUUUCUACCAGUGCAACCGCACCUCCAACGGCGUCAUCGACCCCGCGUGGUUCAAAGACACAGACGGCAAACAAUACGUCGUAUACAAGACCGAGAUCCCCGCCAACUACCUCGAGAUCCGCGAGGUCGCCAACUCCGGGGAGAAAGAAGGCGUGCAGUGGACCGGCAAUGCUGUCAAGCUGCUCAAGGUGAACGGCCAGGGUUUCAACGACGGAAACAACAUGGAAGCGCCGUACCUGUUCAAGCGCGGGGACGUCUACUUCUUGAUGUACAGCACGCAUAUUACUAUGGACGGGAGUUACGACGUGCAGUAUGCGACGUCGAAGAACGUGCGCGGUCCGUACACGCGGAUCAACGAGCCGUUGCUGAAAAGUGGGACUCAGUAUGGAUGCAAGCUUAUUGGGCCAGGGGGUGCGAGUUUUCAGCGUUAUGUGAGUGAUGGCAGCGCGACGAAGGUGAUUUUCCACGGUUUGACGGAUGCGAUGGAUAUCAACAAGCGGGUUGUGUACACGGCUGAUGUCAAGGUUGAUGGGGACAAGCUUUCUAUUCCUUCUUAG